AGUCUGUUAGCGGAUGCCCAUCGUCAAAGAAAUCAGUAGACCACAGGCUAGUCUAUUAGUAACACGCGUUUUCGGAAUUCUCAAAGCGCCCAAGACUUGCUUCGUGCGGCAAGCACUGCUUAUAAACUUUAGUGAGUGAAAACGGUCAGAGGAUUUGGUGCUCCGCGUAAGGAGCGUGAGGAUGCAAAAGGAGCAUCGAAACGAGAUCAUCUCGAAAUGAAACGUCUGGUUGCCUCUGGUACUCAUUAGCCUACUCAUAUGGGAUACUCAAGAGUGAAAUUAAGGAAGAAGUGGUCUCAUCUGUGCUGUUUGCCGUCGCUAAUGAUCUGCGCGGAAGUUUGACUAUCAAGAAAGUUUUCGCAGUGUUCAAUGGCACUUUUGGUUUUUGUGUCUUCAACGUCUUCGACAUCUAAUCACUAGCGGACAUAUUUUUGUCAUUUUCUCGUGAAUGAAUAUCGGAAGUUUUGUUUUUACAUCUGUUCGUCUAUUUGAGGAAAUUGUCUUGGUUAAUGUUUCGGGCUACAGUGGACACAAUUUUCACUGUGACAUACAUUUAAAGUGCGGAUUUUUUCUUCAUCUAUUUAUGAUUAAGUGAAACUUUAUUGUCAUCAAAAGAUAGAAGAAAAGAAGAUUGUUUUAACGACAUCGGAAAUUGUUAUCGGUGUUUAAUAUUAUUGUUUCCUGGUUGGCAUUAUUUCGAGUGGUUUUGUGAGAAUUUUCUGUUGGAGUUAGUUUCGCAAGAAACUCAAAUCAAUUUGAAAUUAUUUUGUACCUCUUCGUUGCGACCGGUGGAUGUCGAUUGGAAUAUUCAAGAUGAGGAUAUCAAUAAUGAUAUUUGCCGCAGUCGUGGCAUGUAUAGCAGCUGAAAAAAAUAAAACUGUCACAAAACUAUUCCCAGCUUCAAAAACAGGAAAGCCCGGUGAAAAUCGUGAAAGGAGAACGCUUUACAACUUUGGAAACUUUGGCUACAACCCAGAACCAUUUCCACGUAAUAACCCACAUGCUCAAAGACGAAUAUCAAACUAUAAUCAUGACUUCUAUCAGCAAGAUCCGUACUCUGGACAAUUUAGUGGUCCUCCAAAUUCUUAUGUGCCUGACGCCAGUAAUCACCUCGUAGAUCAACCGGCGCCGUAUUAUCAGCCACACUAUGUGGAACCACCAGAGCCAAUUAUUGAAAUCAUCAUCAAAGAAAGUAAUGAAACUCUUCCUGAACCCCCACCACAGCCACACUUCAUUAAAAAGAAGAAAAAGGAGCAAGUUCAAGUCUUUUAUGUCAACUACAAAAAAGGUCAUAACAAUAAGUUGCAGUUGGAAAAUCCAAUUCCCGCACUUACACCACUCGGCUUCAACAAUGAACAUCACGAAGAAGAAGAGGAGGAGCAAGAAGUCAUUCACCCAGUAACACCACUCCCUAAGCUGAAAACAACCACUCUCAGAACGAUCAUUCAUCCAGAGUCUGAAAAAUUCCAUAGCAAUAGUGGCAUUCAUGUUUCCUUCAACAUUGAAGAUAAAUAUCAGAAUGGCCACCAAUUGCAAGAGCAUGAUGAGGGCAGUGAAAUUCAGUCGGUGGUAGCUCUACCGAAUGGUCAAUUUCCUCCUAAUCAUCGCCCAAACUAUCAGAGCCACCAAAACCAAGAUAAUCACUCCAAUCAACAGAAUCAUCAAAGGCCUCAAAAUUAUCAGAAUCAUCAAACGCAUCAAAGUCAGCAAAGUCAUCAAAACUUCCAACCGCCUAUACCCCAGAAUCACCAAUACAAUCAGCGCUUCCAAAAUCAUUAUCGUAGUGAUUACUCAAGGUCGCAACAAAAUUUCCAUUCAAACUUCCGUUCCCAAAACUAUCAAAAUCAAGCAACGCAUCUCCAUCCAUUGCCAAACCACUUUCAACAACCAUCACAGCCCGUUCAUCAGCAACAGCAGCAGCAACCGCAACAAAGCAGUUUCACCAGUUUCUCGUCGCAACAAAACGGACAAAACAAUUUUAGGCAAAAUUCUUUCCACAAUCAGCAGCAAGUCACUCAUUUGACUCCUAGAAGCCCGCCGUUCAUUCCCGAACAUACAACCCCUCGCUUCCAGUUGCCUCAUCAAAAUCCUGCACCUCAAUUCAACCGGCCACCGCCACCACCUCCACCAGCAGGACCAUCACAGCAGCCACCCCAGAAACAAUCAAUUCAAUUUCCUAAUGACAGUACAAAAACCCAUAUAAAGUCGCACGUUAACUAUCAACCGCUUAAGUACCGUCAACAACCAUCCAAUCCACAUAAACCUAUUCCUAUCCCACUUCAUAGUAUUCAGUCGGAAAACCAACAGCAAUCAUUCAACCGCCAAAUACCUUUCGGCCCUCCUUCUCAGGCUCCGCCACCACAUUUCAUCCAACCGCAGCCAGAAAACAAUCCACCACCACCACCGCCACCACCUCACUUCCGACCAAGACCUUCACAGCAAUUCCAUCAUUCGGCUGUUAGCUCUAGUCCUCAAUUGAACAACAUCCCUCAAAUAACCCAUAACCCUCCUCCUCCACCUCCAUCUCCCACAGCCUCAUUAUCGCCACAAUUCCAACAUAAUAAAUUUUUCCCGCCAGCACCAGUUGGUGAUGCCGGAAAUGGGGGCUUCGACCAACGUCAACAACCACACCAGCAACAAUAUCAACAACAUCAGCAACAUCAACAACAUCAGCAACAUCAACAACAUCAACAACAUCAACAACAUCACCAACAUCAAAAUCAACAUCAGGAGCGUCCAUUACAAAAUAUCAACGUGCCAUUCCUAGGAAAUGUCAAGUCCGAAUUGGUAGCAUCAGUACCAAGGUUCGAGCAACAUAUCACUGAAACAGUUGGAGGAAGUCAGACCCAGUUUGGGCAAAACUUUAAUGAACAAAAGCAUCAGCAGCAAAACUACAAUGAAUUUACGUCACAAAGCAACCAGAAUAACGUCAUUCAAACUGUGCCAUCGCCCAACUUGGGACCAACUACCCCCUCACCAAACGUGCAAUAUCACUCUUCAACUCCCGGUAUCGGUUUCAGCUCAACACCAAGUCAGCAUUUGAAUAAUUUUGUCACACAUCAGCACAGCUUCGGGGGCUCGACAUCGAACUCAAUAUUCUCGACAGUUUCCUCGACAUCCGCUCCACAAUACACUCAACAACACAAGGAGCAUUUGCAAAUCGUCACGCCAACUCCAACGCAUCACAGUCAGUACAAUCAUCAUCAGACAUUCGAUGGAUUCAAUCAGAAUAAUGUGCAGCCACAGAUCAUUCCUAACUCUCAACCUCUUCCACAAAAAUUGCCUCCACCAGGACAAAGUGUUUCGACCAUUCACACGGAAGCUUUGAAGGAACUAGAGCGACUGAAGAAUAACUACUACUCCCAAAAUCAACAAUUCGAUUCGCAACUGAAUAGUGGAUUUAGUCAACUAUUCGAUUCUGACUCGAAUAAUGGGUUCAGUCAACCGUCAAGCAACGGAUUUAACCAACAGUCCAGCCAUGAAUUUAACCAGCAGUCCAACCAUGGAUUUAAUCAGCAAACCCACGCUGGAGUGCAACCACACUCGGGAUUUGGUCAGCAAUUUGACCAACGUCAACAGCAAAUUGUCUCAAUUUCGGGACGUAACCAGUUUACGGCUCAUCAGGGCAGUACGCCAUUUGCCCAAAAUCAUCGUUACCAGCCAACACCUACGCCACCCUCAACAACUCCUUCGACUACUACAACCGAAGCAACAACUACCACAAGCACGGAGAAACCAAAACCGAAACCAAACAUUAAUCUUCCUGACGAAGUCCCAGACGAUUUAAGGCAACAACUUCUGACUUCAGGAAUUUUAGACAAUGCAGACAUCAGUGUUUUAGAUUACGACAAACUCGGAGACACAGCAAUUGAAAACUUACCUCCAGAGCAUUUGGCCCACUUCUACGGAGCAGGCGGAGCAUCCCAAAUUUCAAGUUCCAACAAAGUCCUUUCGGUGGUGAAACCUAACGGUGAGAAAGUUAGCAUCAGUGAGAAGCAGAAGUACAAGGAUCGUCAGCCAUUACCCAAACGUGAAAACAUCGAUUUGAAAGUUGUCCGUUUCGACUCGACCAACCAGAAGAGCAUAACAGAUAAAUACAUCCGACCUGACGCCACUGUCCUUCCUGCUGUAGACAUCAACAAUCCAAAGUACAAUCGAUACUUACCCCUGAAGGUCAACGGCGCUCAAUUCCCAUUGCCAGAUGUUCAGGAACUUAAAGGCAAGCGAGUUUCAAGCGUCGUUGUUUUGGCUCCAGUUGAUCCUUUGCAGGACAUUGAAGAAACCCCAUCUGCGGACAGUUUUGAAAGCAGGCAGGAAAGAGGUCUGGCUGAAUCGAAGCGUAUCAAAUUCAUCGCUGGCGAUACUCUGAAGACAUUGCUGAAAAAACCUACGAGGGAAAACUUCAAGAGGUGGUUAGAGAAGGAAUCAAGGACGGAUAUUGAUUUCCAGAGCGUUGUUCUUCUCGUAACUAAGAACAACUACAACGAACAGGAAAUCUUCAUGUAUGAUAUCAGCACUAAGGAAAUCAAUAAACUGAACGGAGCCCUAUCGUCUGCAUUCGUGAAUGUCGCAGAAGAGAACGCCAGCUCCCAGGACAUAGACAACGCUUCGAUCACUGACAGUGGCAUCGUUGAAAGGAUGACUCCAGCACGAAAGGACGACUACGUUGCUGAGGCAUCAAAGAAGCAGGAAACAGUGGUUAAAUUCAGCUCCAAGAUCCAGUCAAGGCGGGACGACGAACACAAGCCCGUGUAUAUUAACUCCGGUUACAGUGUCAUUAGGAAAUAAAGGAAAACAUUAUUAUCCUCUACCAACUAGUAUUUGUGUUCUGUAUAUGACUAGAAUUUAUUGAAAUUUUAAUUUGGGGCAGUCAAACCUACUUCUUAUGGAAAAAUGUGUAAAAAAACAUAAAUGCAGCCCCGAAAAUGGCUAACUUGUAUAGUAAUCUUACCUACGUAAAUUUUAAAUUUAAUUCAUUCGUAGAUAAUUGAAUGGUUUUCAGUUGUACGCGCGUAGUGUCUUGCGUUCGUGGAAACACACAAAAUUGCAUGAGAAUUCAGCACAAAUUAAAUUAUAUAUAUUUAUGUGAAUAAUGAUAUCGUGUAAAUGCGUUCAACAUAUUGUUGAAAGCUCGUGUCCUUUGGAGUAUGUCGGAAUGUAAUCCGAAGGACAUGUCUUUGUAUAGUUAGUUGUAAUGAACAUGAAUGGAAGUAUUUUCUAAAUAAAUGUAUCUUUCAA
Messenger RNA from Hermetia illucens (black soldier fly), 5238 nucleotides. Its product is annotated as TPR-containing protein DDB_G0280363. The transcript has 4 exons. Bases 793 to 4788 code for a protein of 1331 amino acids. The record is from RefSeq and is a predicted model, not a curated record. Lineage: Eukaryota; Metazoa; Arthropoda; Insecta; Diptera; Stratiomyidae.